Diospyros lotus (date-plum) is the source of this 2162-nucleotide messenger RNA. RefSeq names its product nudix hydrolase 19, chloroplastic. Gene Ontology annotation, molecular function: NADH pyrophosphatase activity. Gene Ontology annotation, biological process: NAD+ catabolic process; NADP+ catabolic process. The record is from RefSeq and is a predicted model, not a curated record. Bases 127 to 1452 code for a protein of 441 amino acids. The transcript has 6 exons. Gene Ontology annotation, cellular component: cytosol. Lineage: Eukaryota; Viridiplantae; Streptophyta; Magnoliopsida; Ericales; Ebenaceae.
GCCACGGCAAUGGCAAGGGAAAACUUGCCUAACUGUCGCCAUUGGAAGCCGCGCCGAGACCACUGACUCGUCACCAAAUCCUGCAACCACCCUAUUCCUUCAAUCCAAUGGAAUAGCCACAGAGCCAUGCCCAUAUUCUCCCUCCUCUCCUCCUCUUCCCUCUCUCUCCUUUCUCUCUCUAGACCCCACAGAUUACUCAGCUCCCAUCUUCUCUUCUCCGCCAUGUCCAUAAACAUGGCCUCCCAUGCCUUUGCAGGCAACCCCAUAAGAUCCAAAACCCCAAAUCCAACCAGCCCAUUUUCACCAAAGUCCGCCUUUCAAACCCUCCAGACCCUCCUCCUCGGAAACACAAAUACCCAUGAGCCAUCUCGCCCUGAUUUCAAGGUUCUGCCCUUCAGAAAGGGCAGGCCUUUGGCUGGAUCAACCUGCUCGGAUGGGGUUUCCGGACCGAAUUGGCAUCUGGGUUGGUUGAGUUUGGGCGAUUGCAAGGCCUUCUUGGGUAAUUCUGGGGUUGAGUUUGGUGCAGAAUCGUUGGUUUAUUUGGGUUCAAUGGAAAUGGAGGAGGAAGGUGUGGCUUAUUGGGCGGUUGAUGUGUCUGAGGCCGAUAGUUUGGUGAAUGAUUUGGGCAGUAGGCAGCUGUGCUUUGUUGAGCUGAGGACUUUGAUGGUGGCCACUGAUUGGAGUGAUGCCCGGGCUAUGGGUGAACUCGCUGUUGCCGGUCAUGCCAGGGCAUUGCUAGAAUGGCACAACAUAUCACGGUUUUGUGGACAUUGUGGAGAAAAAACGGUGCCCAUGGAAGCUGGGAGACGAAAGGAAUGCUCCAACCAGUUAUGCAAAAAGAGGAUUUACCCUCGAGUGGAUCCAGUUGUGAUUAUGUUGGUAAUUGAUAGAGAAAAUGACCGUGCACUUUUAAGUAGACAGUCAAGAUUUGUGCCACGUAUGUGGAGCUGCCUUGCUGGUUUUAUUGAGCCUGGAGAAAGCUUAGAAGAGGCAGUAAGAAGAGAAACAUGGGAGGAGACUGGCAUUGAAGUUGGAGAAGUUGUCUAUCACAGUUCGCAGCCGUGGCCUGUUGGACCCAAUAGCAUGCCAUGCCAACUUAUGGUGGGGUUCUUUGCAUAUGCUAAAUCACUUGAAAUUAAUGUGGACAAGGAAGAGUUGGAAGAUGCCAAGUGGCACAGUAGGGAAGAUGUGAAGAAAGCAUUGACUUUUGCCGAGUACAAGAAGGCACAGAGAACAUCAGCAGACAAGAUAGAUCAGAUGUGCAAAGGAGUGGGAAAAGGACAGAACUUAGCUGCUGACUUCAAUGUGGAAAGUGGCGAACUUGCUCCAAUGUUUAUACCCGGGCCCUUUGCAAUAGCUCAUCAUCUCAUCUCUUCGUGGGUCUAUCAGGGUGAAUUAGAUGGGGUUGAAGCCCAAGUUAGACAACCCAAUGGUUCUCUGUCAAAUUUAUAGCAGUCAUUCCAUUCCUAAGGUAGUUUUCCAUCUUCUAUUUGAUUCUGUGAAAUCAGCACCCUUUCAUUUUGAAUUCCAAACAGGUGGUUUUGGUGAGUUUUUCAAUCAUCAUGUUAGGGAGUUUCUGUAGUCUCUCUAAGAUCAAUAUGAUGCAAGCCCACCCUCCCUCUCUGAGACAUGUUUUCAUAGCGUAGCAGUGUUACAUAUGUUUUUGCCUUUUAACUCUAAAUAAUCCUAUCCUGCUAUAGCCUGUAGCUACAUAUCUAAGACUGCUAUAUCUCUUUCUGCAUCUUCCCGGGGUUCUAUGAUAUCAGUCAUUUCCAAUAUUAUCAGAGUGUUAAUGCCUCGUCGAUGAUCUAAGGACAUUGUUCAGCUGCCUUUGUUUACCCUUUUGCUAUAUCUUCAGUUUGCACAUCUCCAUUGUCAGAAAAUUUGCCUUCAUGUCAAAGCCGCCUUCUUCAUGCUUCCACAAUCAAGAACACUUCGAUGAAGAAGCCAUCGAGAUUGCCAGUGUAAGAACAGUUGUGAGUUUGAUCUGAAACUCUCAGGCUAUCUUGUCGUUUACGUUUAAUGCAGCUUGUGACAGUGACACAUUAUUGUUAAUAAUCUUUCACAUCAUUGUAAAUAACAAAGCCGGAUACAUCGGCUGAUUCUACACUUGUUCUCUUCUACAUUGUUAUCUAUCCACGAAGAGAAAAUGAUUUUUAGUA